AUGACAUACGUCUCAAAUGAUCCUGAUAACACCUAUGUCAAUGAUCCCGCUUGGUGGCCGUUUCUCGUUUGGACUCGUGCUUACAGCAAUGCUGCAGUUGUAGCCUCUGUCGUGGUGGUAUACGAUUGGGCAUUAACAUUUGGACAAGAGUUCGAGCUGGUCUGGAAACAACGCUUGUCUCUCAUAAAUCUGUUAUUUAUCAGUGUGCGCUAUGUUGGAAUACUAUAUGCCAUCAUCAGCUUCCUAGGCAACUUUUUUUACUCCUUCCAAACAUGGACGCCUGUCGUCGUCAAUGCUAUGUUGGCUGUCAUCAUGACGACUCGGAUAUAUGCCAUGUUUCAGCAAUCGAAACCGAUACUUAUCUUUCUCAUUGUAGCCCUGCUGGCUUCCACAAUCGCCUCCGGAGUUAUGCUGGGCAUAGGAAACAUUGGUAUUUCAGGGAAGGAAUUCGUCCUUUCUGGCUACCAUAUCUGUCUUGUCCAGAUCGACACAUACCGGAUGAAUCUAAAUCACGAGAUGGUGAUACCCAUCGCUAUAUGGGAGAUCCUUGCCUUUCUUCUUGCAGUCUGGAUUGUUAUACUACGCUUCUAUGAAAUGCGACAAACACGGAGCGGAUCCACCAUUGGAGACUGUUUCACGAUGUUAAUAAAAAGUCACGCGUGGUACUUUCUAGCAUUUGCUGCUGUAGCUUGCUUCAACAUCGGCGACCUGGCUCCAGGUUUACGGCACUCAACAACCGUGGCAGAUGAUAUUUAUGCCGGCGCUCUCCGAAUUGCACGAGUGUUGCAGAUGUUUGUGCUGGGACCACGUCUGAUCCUUAGCAUUCGAGAAUAUCACUCUAAGCUCGUGACUAGGUCUGACGGGGGAAUUAAUAUGACUGCGAUUGCUUUCCAGGCUCUCAGACAUCGAUCCACUAGCAGUGAUAUGGAACUAGACACGAUUCAAUCGACCAACCCUGUGUAA
Suillus plorans is the source of this 963-nucleotide messenger RNA. RefSeq lists its product as uncharacterized. The record is from RefSeq and is a predicted model, not a curated record. The coding region runs from base 1 to 963 and encodes 320 amino acids. NCBI's taxonomy places the organism in Eukaryota, Fungi, Basidiomycota, Agaricomycetes, Boletales, Suillaceae. The transcript has 12 exons.